Cadophora gregata is the source of this 237-nucleotide messenger RNA. RefSeq lists its product as uncharacterized. Bases 1 to 237 code for a protein of 78 amino acids. NCBI's taxonomy places the organism in Eukaryota, Fungi, Ascomycota, Leotiomycetes, Helotiales, Ploettnerulaceae. The record is from RefSeq and is a predicted model, not a curated record. The transcript has a single exon.
AUGGCGGAGGAGAGGAGAGUGUUGGAGGAGAAGUAUGCGGAGAUUAUAAGGAAGGAGAAGAGGGAGGAGGAGAGGAGGGUUAGUCAGGCGUUGUAUAUGGCGGAGGGGGAGGCCGCCAUGAAGCCUGUGGGGUUGGCGUUGCCGAUGAGGAAAUCGAGGAAUGGGAGGAUGCAGAAGGGGGAAUUUCAGAGGGUUUUGACGCCGAUUCCGCCGGAGAUGGGGACGGACAUGUUUUGA